Tyto alba (common barn owl) is the source of this 2072-nucleotide messenger RNA. RefSeq names its product MIS12 kinetochore complex component (gene MIS12). Gene Ontology annotation, biological process: kinetochore assembly; mitotic sister chromatid segregation; protein localization to kinetochore. Lineage: Eukaryota; Metazoa; Chordata; Aves; Strigiformes; Tytonidae. Gene Ontology annotation, cellular component: chromosome, centromeric region; nucleus. The transcript has a single exon. The record is from RefSeq and is a predicted model, not a curated record. The coding region runs from base 294 to 926 and encodes 210 amino acids.
GCCUGAGGGAGCUCGAACGAGGCGGGAAGCGGCGGAGGGAGCGGCACGGCCGGUGGGCGAGCGGCGGCGGGAGGGCCUGGCCCCGGUCAUCGGCCCCGGUAUGCGACACUAGAGCGGGCGGAGCGGCCCCGGCGCCUCGGGUAACGGCGCGGCAGGCUGCGGCUACGCUGGGCCUCCUGUGUGAACCGGCUUCCCCUCAGCUCCGGGCUCGGCCUUCCCGCCUACAGCAAGGCCUCUCUCCCCCAAGGCCUGCGUUUCUCUUUUUUUUCCCUUCCCGGCUUUCGUCCGCCACCAUGUCGGUCAAUCCCAUGGCCUACGAAGCCCAGUUCUUCGGCUUCACCCCCCAGACGUGCAUGCUACGCAUCUACAUUGCGUUCCAGGACUACCUCUUCGAAGUGAUGCUGGUGGUUGAGAGCGUAAUCCUGAAGAAACUGGACGGGUUUCCCGGCUGUAAAAUCAGCCCCUUACAAAUCCGGAAAAGCACAGAGAAAUUUCUUCUCUUCAUGAAGGAGCACCUUGACAAACUCUUCAGUAAAAUGGAAGAAGUGCUUCUGCAGCUGGUGUUAAACAUCCCUAAGAACGUGCUCCUUCCCGAGGACAAGGUCCACGAGCAGUAUCCCUACAGCAAAGAGCAGCUCGAGGCGCUUCAGGAUGAGAUCCAUCAGCUGCAGAAGCAGUACAGGGCUGAGGCGUCUGCUGGGCAGGCGCUGCGAGCAGAACUGGAAGAGCAGAAGGCUGUUCAGGCAGAGCUUGAGAAAAUUUUGCAGUGGUUUGAUGGGCUUGAGAAUACCUGUAGGGAGCACGGGACCGGAAACUUCAAAGAAAGCUUUGCUUUCUUGACCCAGAACGCUAAGAGACUGCAAGAUGUGCUGAAAGACGUUGAGGAGAAAAGCAAAAAAAUAAAGAAGCAUGAUCAGUUAUUGUAAUGGAAAUUCCAAAAAGGCAAUAAAAAUCAGACAGUGUGCUUAAAAUGAUGGGGUCUUAUCUUUCCAGAAGCAUCUCCCUAAUCUCUGACUCCAAUCCUGUCAGGUUCUAGACUAAAAACUGUUGAACUGUGUCAGUUUGCACCCACUGAGCGCCUUCCUGGGGAAGCAGGGGAGAAAAACUAUAAAAUGUAUCUCUGAAACUGGUGUUUGGGAAUAAAUCUGGGGCUGCUUAACCUGGCUGUGCAGGUACCUUUCAGACCUUAAGAACGUUAACUUUGAACACCACAGAGCAUUUGUUUAUUUUAAGGAUUAUUUUUUUAAACAAAAAAAAAAAAAGAGAAGAUCAUCUCAGUGAGAGCUGUAAGGAUGUGUGAGCGCGUUUCCAGCCUGACGCUGUUGGGGGGGCGAGCAGAUGCCCCUGUCGGGAUGUGGGGAGGUUGAGCGGGCGCCCGGGGGAGCUGCGCUGCGCGGGCAGCGCCUCGCCGAGGCCGCGGCGCCGUUCCCUGCGUCCUGGGAGCCAACGACUGGGAACUGCACGGGGAAGAGUGAGAUGGUGACGCUGUUGUCCAGGUUCUGAGGAGAAACAGCUCUGUUUGCAUCAAUACUGAAUUUCAACCCAAGUUCUGAAAUGUCAGGGUUGGUUACCGCUCCGCGUGCGUUUGCAAAGAGGCGGCCUGUGUUUUCGUUAAGCAGGGUGCGGGUGCUGCUCCACAGGCCGACAAUACAGAAGCCACUGGAGGAAAUGAGCAACUUGAUCACCUUGUCCUAAUUUAGCUUUAUGUUGCUUUAUAUGUAUAUAUUUUAUUUCUUCAGUUUUAUUUUUGUUGUCCUCUUUCUAUUAAAUAGCAAAGUUAAUUUUAUUUGUGCUUAAUGAGAUUUUCCUGUGAAAGUGUUGUGCAUGCUGACUGAUACGCUUGAGUUCUUUGAAGUCACUUAAUUAAGCUUAUUCCAGCUGUACUUGAUUCGAAAUACAUCACCAUCUCUGCGCAUCUUUCCCGUGGCCUCAGCAGGUUUUGAAUCUCCUGUACAGACGUAUCAUGAAAUAUCAGUACUAAUUUCUGCUUUACUAGUGUAGAUGUUUGAAAGUCAUUAAGCUUAUGAAUAAUUUAGAGGUUACUGCAAUAAAAAAAAAAUGUAUUAAAAGCA